Molecule: messenger RNA, 2988 nt
Organism: Salvelinus fontinalis (brook trout)
Lineage: Eukaryota; Metazoa; Chordata; Actinopteri; Salmoniformes; Salmonidae
Product: transmembrane protein 19-like
Exons: 8
Coding region: 218-1225 (335 amino acids)
Cellular component (GO): membrane
Source: RefSeq, a predicted model, not a curated record
GCCAUAAAACAUCCACAGAAGAUGAACAACGAAUCCUGUGUUUUGAAAUCUGACUACGCUACAGUACUGUGACAGCUGUGAAUCGUCUCAUCUCGCUAAGUUAUCUUAUAGGGACACGUUACAUGAGCUAGUUGUUUUGGCACUUGUCCACAAUGGAAGAAGCAGGAUACACAAGCCAUGGCUUCGGCUACUUCAGGUUCUAUUCACUUCUUCCACAAUGAUUUUUGAGGAUGAGAUACAAAUGAAAGAAUACCUGAAGAUGAUGACUGAUAUGAUUGUGUUGUGUGCCACCCUGGCCAUCUCCCUCUUCUUCUGGAUCAUUUCCAUCACAGCCAGCACAUAUUAUGGCACUCUCCAGCCGGUGUCUCCAUGGCGAUGGUUGUUCUCCAUCCUGGUUCCUCUGACUCUCACCACACGGGCCCUGAAGAAGAGGAGUCUGGACCACAGCGGCGCCCUGGGAGCCCUGCUGGUCGGCUUCAUCCUCACCAUGGCCAACAUGAGUUUCUUCUCCGCCCUGCUGGCUUUCUUCAUCACCUCCUCCAAGCUGACACGCUGGAAAGAAGAGGUCAAGAAGAAGCUAGACUCUGACUAUAAAGAAGGUGGUCAGAGGAACUGGAUACAGGUGUUCUGUAACGGUGGUGUCCCCACAGAGCUGGCCCUGCUGUAUAUGAUCGAGGUGGGUCCAGGGGAGAUGCCGGUGGACUUUGGGAAGCAGUACUCAGCCUCCUGGAUGUGUCUGUCUCUGCUGGGGGCCUUGGCUUGCUCUACGGGGGACACCUGGGCAUCAGAGGUGGGGCCCGUCCUCAGUCAGACCAAACCCCGCCUCAUCACCUCCUGGAGAGAGGUCCCUACAGGGACCAAUGGAGGAGUGACCCCAGUGGGUCUACUGGCUAGCUUCCUGGGGGGCCUGGCAGUGGGCGUGGCUUACUAUAUCUCUCAGAUCCUAUUGGUCCGUGACCUGCACCUGGCUGAUCCCCAGUGGCCAAUCAUAGUCUAUGGAGCCAUGGCUGGCCUAAUUGGGUCCAUGUUGGACUCUGUCCUGGGAGCACACUGGCAGUACUCAGGCUACGACGAAAGCCUCGGGAAGGUUGUUAACUAUGCGUCUGUGACAACUAAGCGGAUAUGUGGGAAGCCUAUCCUGGACAACAAUGGCGUUAACCUCUUCUCUUCCAUCAUAGUAGCUCUGGUUCUUCCUGGUGUUGCAUGGAGCUUCUGGCCUCACUAGGGAAGGAACUCUUUACGUUUCCCUGAUUUCUGUUUUGUCAACAAUUUUUUUUUUUGCAAAAAAAUGUUUUGCUUGUUGUAUUGAAGUCGUGCCACAAAUGUUUUAUACUUUACCUAGUAUGGUGUAGCUUGCUGUCUAAGGAAAUAGAGUUACCAUGCUAUAACUAACCUCACAACUCUGUGUUUGUCUUUAUGGUAAUACAUUUGUUGACCUUAGUUUAAUCAUCUAGAUUUCAGUUGUUUACUAAAAUGCAUUAUGUGCAUGGACUAUAGGAGAGUCGUUUUUUCUGUUUGAUUGAUUGAAUCUUUUGCUAAACUUGUUGUAAUACUCUUGAGUAGGUCUACACCCUACACUCUACACCCUACACUAGAGAAGGGAUGAGAGAAACCUACACCCUACACUAGAGAAGGGAUGAGAGAAACCUACACCCUACACUAGAGAAGGGUGAGAGAAGGGAAGGGGUGAGAGAAGCCUACACUAGGGAUGGGGAAGGGGUGAGAGAAGCCGACACCCUACACUAGAGAAGGGAUGGGGAAGGGGUGAGAGAAGCCUACACCCUACACUAGGGAAGGGAUGGGGAAGGGGUGAGAGAAGCCUACACCAUACACUAGAGAAGGGAUGGGGAAGGGGUGAGAGAAGCCUACACCAUACACUAGAGAAGGGGUGAGAGAAGCCGACACCCUACACUAGAGAAGGGAUGAGAGAAGCCUACACCCUACACUAGAGAAGGGGUGAGAGAAGCCUACACCCUACACUAGAGAAGGGGUGAGAGAAGCCUACACCCUACACUAGAGAAGGGAUGGGGAAGGGGUGAGAGAAGCCUACACCCUACACUAGGGAAGGGAUGGGGAAGGGGUGAGAGAAGCCUACACCCUACACUAGAGAAGGGAUGGGGAAGGGGUGAGAGAAGCCUACACCCUACACUAGAGAAGGGAUGGGGAAGGGGUGAGAGAAGCCGACACCCUACACUAGAGAAGGGAAGGGGUGAGAGAAGCCUACACCCUACACUAGAGAAGGGAUGGGGUGAGAGAAGCCUACACCCUACACUAGAGAAGGGGUGAGAGAAGCCUACACCCUACACUAGAGAAGGGGUGAGAGAAGCCUACACCCUACACUAGAGAAGGGAUGGGGUGAGAGAAGCCUACACCCUACACUAGAGAAGGGGUGAGAGAAGCCGACACCCUACACUAGAGAAGGGAUGGGGAAGGGGUGAGAGAAGCCUACACCCUACACUAGAGAAGGGAUGGGGAAGGGGUGAGAGAAGCCGACACCCUACACUAGAGAAGGGAUGGGGAAGGGGUGAGAGAAGCCUACACCCUACACUAGAGAAGGGAUGGGGAAGGGGUGAGAGAAGCCGACACCCUACACUAGAGAAGGGAUGGGGAAGGGGUGAGAGAAGCCUACACCCUACACAAGGGAAGGGGUGAGAGAAGCCUACACCCUACACUAGAGAAGGGGUGAGAGAAGCCUACACCCUACACUAGAGAAGGGAAGGGGUGAGAGAAGCCUACACCCUACACUAGAGAAGGGAUGGGGUGAGAGAAAGAAGGGACAGUGUUAUGUCGCCAGCCCCCCAAACAUAACACUGUCCUAUAAUAUAACCAGAUGAACUCCUUUAUGAAUGUGGUUUGUAAUGGUUGUUUUGAUAAACUCCUUUAUGAAUGUGGUUUGUAAUGGUUGUUUUGAUAAAGUGUCGGCAUCCUGUGGUAAGUGAUUCAUUGAUGCUGUAAAGCAAUUAGCAUUGAAAUAAAUACUUCAUGGAU